This is a messenger RNA of Cajanus cajan (pigeon pea), 789 nucleotides long. The record is from RefSeq and is a predicted model, not a curated record. Lineage: Eukaryota; Viridiplantae; Streptophyta; Magnoliopsida; Fabales; Fabaceae.
UAUGCACUUUCCCACUUGGGGGAGUUGGUGCUGUUUGUUUGCUGGGGUCCAAAUAUUGUCAUAAUUCUUAUAGGUUGUUUUCUUGAUUGUCAGCCAUUCUGGAGGAUCUGGAAUCCAGCUGGAAGUGGAGGGCGUGGGGUCAUAGGAGUGUUGGAAGCCAAUUUUGUUGAACCUGCCCAUGAUAAGCAAGGCUUUGAGCGUACUUUAGUUUUAUCAAGACUGGAGUCUAAAUUGAUACAAAUGCAGAAAAAAUACUGGAGCACUAACUGCCAUAAAAUUGGUUAUGCUUCCAAUCGAAGUAAAAUACUAAUCAGAGAUUCUGCUGAUAAAGAGACAUCUCCUGAUUUGGUUCCAGAAUUAUCACAAUCAAAAAGGAAAUUUCCUACCAUGGAAGGAAAGGCGACACAGUUGACAUCAGACAAAUUGUAUUCACAGUCAAAUCAGAAACGAAUACAAAAACAAACAGAAAAAUAUAGUGCAUAUACCAAUGGUCAAAUUUCAGUCUCUCCUAAACGUAGAAUACAAAGUUCAUCUGAACAAUCAUCAUCUGAAGAUGAUGUCAGUGAUAAUGGCAUGCCUAUGAAAAAAUCUCAAACGAAAUAUAUUGCUGAAAAAUCAUUUGAAAAUGAGAAUGGAUGUUCUCAAGAUACAUCAAUUGGAAAAGCCUCGCAGUACACACGGGGAUCCAAACUAAAGGUAGUGCAUAUCAUCUUUAUUUUACUUUGUUCUCAUUCUAUUUUUUCUGCUAUUAUAUGUCCAGGCAUUGGAACUUGAAUUAUUGUUGAUCCG